CUGAUUUCGAUUGUUCAUUCGUGAUUCGGUAUUAAAAAUCUUUAAAAGUAUUGUUCCUCAGAGAUUUGUGGCUUAAAAUUAAGACAUGAAAUAUUUAUCUGAUAAUUAUUUUAGUUUAAAACAAUGCGUUAAGCUCAAUAAUAUAUUUUACGAAAAAUUAUAUCGAUGAAAAAUGUUUACAUCCGGUGUGAAGUUAGUACCAGAAACAUAAGAAAGUGUCCAUUUUCAUUUAUUUUCUGUCAUCAUUUUUACCAAGUCAACGUGCUCGUGUUUGAUCAAUUUAUCAUUUUAUUUUACGUUAAUUUCCUAUUGAUUGUGAAAGUGGUUAAAGACUAUCCUUCUCCGUGUCCCGGAGGAGUUACACGCGGUUCUUUUUACUACUACAGUGGAAGGUCGCAGCGGCCGGCUAGCGUGGAGGUCCUGCGGAGCCCCCAGUGAGAGUUCGGUUCAGCUUUUCAUCGCGUUGGUAAUCUCCCGUCCACAGGGGCGUUACCAUUUUAUAUGACUUUAGCAAGAAAUUCUGAGACAUCAGUACAGUGCGGAGAGGUGUGCCGGCAAACCUGUCGGGAGUGCAUGACGGGCACCAGCACGCGACACGCGCGCCGCUCCCACCGCAGAACAUCAAAAUAUUGCAGCAAUAGGCACCGCAAGCUGCUGCCGCUGAGGCCCACGUGACUGGUCGGCCGCCGGGCGCCGAGCCCAUGCCGCGCCCCGCGCCCCCUCGCCACAUCACUACUGUACAGAUCCAGUGAGCCAACCACCGCUCCCCCCACUCCCUUGUAAGCCCGUCCUCCCACACACCACCACAAUGGGGUCCGUGAACGUGAACCGCAACGUGGCCGACGCGUUCUACCGCUACAAGAUGCCCCGCAUCUGCGCCAAGGUGGAGGGCAAGGGCAACGGCAUCAAGACCGUCAUUGUCAACAUGCUCGAGGUGGCUAAAGCGCUGGGACGCCCCGCUACUUACCCGACGAAGUACUUCGGGUGCGAGCUGGGCGCGCAGACGCAGUUUGACUUCAAGAACGAGCGCUUCAUCGUGAACGGCAGCCACGACCCCGCCAAGCUACAGGACUUGCUCGAUGGCUUCAUCCGCAAGUUCGUCCUCUGCCCGGAGUGCGACAACCCAGAGACCGAGCUCAUCGUGUCUACUAAACGCAACACCAUCUCACAGGGCUGCAAGGCGUGCGGCUACCACGGGCUGCUGGACUUCAGCCACAAGCUCAACACCUUCAUACUGAAGAACCCGCCGCAGGCCGACCCGCACACGCAGGGUUCGUCUCUGACGGAGGGCAACCGCGGAAAGCGCUCCAAGCGCUCCGGGCCCGGCUCCAACGGACACGACGGCUCCGAGGACGGCAAGGAGGGCGAAGCUCCAGUGACUCCGACGACCCCCAACCCGAAGAGCCGCAAGGAGAAGAAGCACGACGACGACGAUGACGACGGCACGUGGACCGUGGACGUCAGCGAGGAGGCCGUGCGCGCGCGCAUGCAGGAUCUAACCGAAGGCGCGAAAUGCAUGACCCUCUCAUCGGACACGGCGGACAAGAACGAGAAGCAGCGCAUGGACCUGUUCUACGCGUUCCUCAAGCAGCGAGCCGCCGCCGGCGACGUGGCCGGCACCCGCGCCGCGCAGGAGAUACUGCACGAGGCCGAGAGACUGGAAGUAAAAUCCAAGGCGCCGCUCGUCCUAUUCGAGAUCCUGGUGCGCCCUUUAGCCAUCGCGGCGGACGUGCGCAAGCACCGCGCCCUGUUACUGCGCUUCACGCACGGCGACGCGCGCGCGCAGCGGGCCGCCCUGUGUGCGCUGGAUCUGAUGUGUGCCGAGCAGCCGAGCUUGAUGGCCAAGGUGCCGGCGCUGUUGAAGCUCCUCUACGACGCGGACAUCGUUGAAGAGAAGUCCAUCCUGGAAUGGGCGGCGAAACCCUCGAAGAAGUACGCUCGCAAGGAGGUCGCGGCCGAGGUGCGCGCCGCCGCCCAGCCCUUCCUGGACUGGCUUCAGCAGGCGGAAGAAGAUGAUAGUGAUGAGGAGGAUGAGGAGGAUAUCGAGAUCGAGUACGACGACCGCGCCAAGGCGACGCCGAUCAAGGCGGUGGCGGCGCCGGCCGCGAAAAAGGACGCAGACGAAGAGGAGAACGACGUCGACAUCGACGCCAUCUAGACGUCGACGUCGCCUUGUUGACGUCGACGUCGACUUGCGGACGAGACGUCAGUCGUCUACGGAUAGCGCGCGGGUUGAAUGCUGUCUUGGCUUGAGAGUAAAUAGCAUUGGUAGCUCCUCCGCAUGCCUAAUGUUAAACUCUAAUCAGACAAGUGUUAUCGUAAGGGCAUAUGCGAGUAGCUACUAGUAUGCGAGAUAUCUCACAAAGAUAAGAAUAGAGCUUUUGUGUCAUCAUGAUCCCAGGGCUGGACUAAGGCCUUUUCAAAGAAAUAUCACGACAUGGUCAUCUAACAACUACCGUCUAGUUUCCUGCUCUCUAAUGCUCUAUUUACUAACACACACCUUGCAUGCCUAAGCUCUGCAUUCAACUCGUGCGAAGUCGCGAUUAAAAAUAUCUGGAGUCCCAAUAAUAUACUUAGCCCAAAUUGAUAGUCUGUGUGACCCAGCCGCCCUUCCUGUGCCGAAACUAAACAUCUCUAGUGCACUGUACACUAAACACAACGGUAGUAACAAAUAUCGUUGUAAAAUGUGCGGUCUACUACAGAUGUUUACUGAUACAUACAAAAUUCUUCUACGUGUCAUGUAUACAUGAAUAGUGUAGUUGUGUACGUGUAUUGUCAAACCGAUUUAGAUGUAUAAUUACGUGCCCUUCUUGUAAAAUAUUACGAUAAAAUACAUAAUUAGGUAUCUCGGGAGAUAACUCAUCUAGAUAGCUGGUAUUUACAACAAUUACUCGUCUGGUAAACUAUAUUUGGAUCUGUAAGUUAGGUUAGAAUAUACUGCAAUGAGACACCGAAAACUGGGUGUAGAAGCUUGAUAAUACUAAUGUAGUUUUUCUUCAAAAUUUCGCUGGAACCCAAUCUAAAUAAUGUAAUUACAUAGCUAGUUAGUAUGGAAGGUAUAAGUAUAAGUUACCUUGAUAACGUAAAAUUAUGUGUAACUGGCCGCCUGGCUUUCGGGAAAUAUACUUGUUUAUAAACAUCUUUUCUUUGCAUUUGUAUAGAGUUUCCAUUUUGGUUUAUUUCUGCAUAUAUUAUGGCGAUCGGUCAACCUUGCAUGAUCCCUCUUUGCUGACAGAGGUCUAAACAGCUACAAUAUUGGAAGCUGGCUUGUUAUUACAACUUAAAUCUCAGCAAUCCUCAACUCGGUUCCUAUACACGUAGUUUCGUUUAAACCAUAUUUAUUUUAGGACGGCAUUUUUUUGAGUAACAGCACAUUAUGUCGAGUGAUCAUCGGAUCUCUAAAUGUAUUUGGAAACGGUAAGAGCUGGUCUUGUUUCUAGAUUAAAUGUAUUUUUUGCGUUUUUUAAAAACGGUCACAAAGAUGGUAACGUAACAGCAAUAAGAGGACUGCUCUAGUGUACGGUAAAUGAAGGCAAUACUGCGUUUGUAAUGAAUUCUUAUUUAAUAUAAUAUAUAAAAUACUAUAACUGUAAAUCUUAGACGUGCGUUGGACUGUAAAAAUCUCGCCUACUGAAACUGUGUUUUGGGGUGCGUUUUCAGCCAAUCCACGGGCUACUUUUAUCAUACUAUGUAUUUGUAUAUGUAAUUUAAGUUAGUUUAUUUGAUUCGGCCGCAGUGGCCGGUGUAAUAUAAAGCUUGGGGAUCCGCGGUGGUCAGUGCGGGGCUGGGUUCCGUCGCUACCCACGGCUGCUAUUUUCUCUACUCUAAUAUUGUAAUAGUUAUUUUAAAAUUGCCAUUUGACAAUUUUAUUAGAUUUGUUUUGUAUUCAAUAAAUUUGGAUUCUGAGAAA
This is a messenger RNA of Plutella xylostella (diamondback moth), 3910 nucleotides long. RefSeq names its product eukaryotic translation initiation factor 5 (gene eIF5). The record is from RefSeq and is a predicted model, not a curated record. NCBI's taxonomy places the organism in Eukaryota, Metazoa, Arthropoda, Insecta, Lepidoptera, Plutellidae. Gene Ontology annotation, molecular function: eukaryotic initiation factor eIF2 binding; GDP-dissociation inhibitor activity; translation initiation factor activity. Gene Ontology annotation, cellular component: cytosol. Gene Ontology annotation, biological process: translational initiation; formation of cytoplasmic translation initiation complex.